AUGGCUCGCCUUGCCGAUCACAAGCCCAGUGAUCCCAUCAUGGUGCUACCGCACCCGUACCUAACGCCCUACUUCCUCACGAAGACCACGAGACCAGGCACCUCUGAUCCGGUCUACCAGCUCAAGGCGGGCAAGGCGCAAAAGCCGCACGUCCAGCUACAGAACGACAACCUCUUCUUCUCCGAGCCCGAGGACGUCAAGUCCAGCGACCGCCCCGUCGACUCCAACAACACAGCCUGGGCCCGCGCCCGCCGCUCUCCCGCCGUCACCGUCUCGUGGCCUGCGUCAGCAGCGGCGCCGACGCUCGCACAGCUCUGGCUCGUUGUGUACAUCGUCGUCACCGUCCGGCCCCAAGAGGAGCUCUUCCGCCUGCGCCUCAACGGCGGCGGCAGCAACUCGACUACCAAGCUGGCCCAGCAGCUUAAAAACGUCGGCCUUGCCAUCGCUCACCCCGAACCCCGCGGCCCUUCGAGCAAGAUCUUCCCCGGGCAGCAGGACGAGCUCGUCGUCCUCCGCAGCACCUUCUGGCAGGGCGCCGGCUCACCCUUCGGCCCCCGCCCCGUCUGGACGCCCGACACGUACGCCGACGACGGCGGCGAGGAAGGCGGGCUGGCGCGGUACCCGUCCCUGACGCUCGACUACACCAUGGCCGACGAGCCCGGCACCGCGCUGUGCUGGCACCCACGGCGCGCGGCCAAGCCCCGGCCCGGCGCCGUCAUCUACAGCCGGUACGUGCCGCACCUCGGCGAGAACUUCAGCAUGGUGGCGCUCGACUACACCAACGCGGAGCACCUGGGCUACUUCCACGCGUGGCAGAACGACCCGCGCGUGUCGCAGGGGUGGAACGAGACGGGCACGCUCGAGCAGCACCGCGAGUACCUACGGCGCGCGCACGAGGACCCCCACCAGUUCACGGUGCUGGCGCGGUUUGACGACGUGUACUUUGCGUACUUUGAGAUGUACUGGGGCAAGGAGGACCGCCUGGGCGCGUACUACGCGGCGCACGACUUCGAUCGCGGCCGCCACUCGCUCGUCGGCGAUGUGCGCUUCCGCGGGCCGCACCGCGUGUCGGCGUGGUGGAGCAGCCAGAUGCACUACCUCUUCCUUGACGACCCGCGCACCAUGGCCAUCGUCGGCGAGCCCAAGUACACCAACACGUCGGUGCUGGCGUACGACUUCAUCCACGGCUUCGGCGUCGACAAGUUCGUCGACCUGCCGCACAAGCGUAGCGGCUUCAUGCGGUGCAGCCGCGAGCGCUUCUUCCAACUGUGCCCUCUGGCCGAGAACGAUAAGGUGGUGGGCGGGACGAAUGUCGGCUUGGUACCGAAGCUGUGA
Messenger RNA from Thyridium curvatum, 1335 nucleotides. RefSeq lists its product as uncharacterized. NCBI's taxonomy places the organism in Eukaryota, Fungi, Ascomycota, Sordariomycetes, Thyridiales, Thyridiaceae. The transcript is spliced from 2 exons. The record is from RefSeq and is a predicted model, not a curated record. Gene Ontology annotation, biological process: siderophore biosynthetic process. The coding region runs from base 1 to 1335 and encodes 444 amino acids.